AAACGCCCGCCCGCCCGCACCCCCUACCCUGCUGCCGCUGGCUGCCGCGGAAGAAAACCAAACCGUAGAAAAACACUCGCGCGAUCGCCGGAAAUGCCCUGCCGCCGCCGCCACCGCCGCCGCCGCUAGUGCAACUUGCUCCUCCUGACUCCUGUUGGGUUUUAUGCCCGCUGCGCUUCCCCAAUUGUUUACUGCUAGCGAAUCUUCUCCCUCCUCGCGCACCGUCACCUGCCCCCGCCCGCUCACCCGCUCCCGCCUCUGCGGCUGCGCUUGCCGACAGGCCUUUUUGCCUGCAUGGCGGAUUCGUGGGCGGUCGGUACUUGACGGCGGCGUCGGUCCGGGUUCUGCCGCCGAGGCUCCGGGAGAUGGGGCGGCGCCAAGGAGGGAACGGGUGGGGCGUCUGCGCCGCCCUCGCCGUCGCCUCGGUCGUCUCCGCUGUCGUCAUCCUUGGAGGUGCAGGUCAUCAGCAAUCUCAUGCACCUGCCUUUGGUCGUAAAGUUCUUCUAUCCAUAACAAGUGGCCAUCCACAAAUCAACUUGGAUAAUAUACUUCACCCAUCACAACUACAAGUUCCAACAUUGCAAAGCUUAGGGCUAACUGUAAAAUUAUCAGCACCAACUAGUACAGAUGUUAACAAACAGUAUGAUCAUUACGCACCGAGCCCAACAAUCAUACAUGAAGAUGAAACUGUGUCAGCAUCCAAGCAGGCAGUGCUGCCUACAAUGCAACCUAGUGUUUCACCUGAUCAUUUUUAUCAGUCACCAGAAAUAUCUCCAUCUAUACAGAGUCCAGGCCAACCUGCCCCUCCUUCACUAAUGGUUUCUCCAGCUACUCAAAGAGGUAAUCAUCAUCUUCAAGAACAAAUGCCUGCUGCUUCGCCAUCUCUUCCAGUUGAACCACAUGUGUCUCAUGCUAAAAUUGCUGUGAACACUCCGGCUGCCGCACCUUUUCUACCACAGCCACCCUGGUCAUCUCAACCGCCUCCAUCUUCACCUUCCACUGGCAGUCAAUCAACACAGCCAGCUCCUUUACACCGUAUAUAUGGCCAUUCUCCUUCUUCAUUCCAUACUCCUCCAACAGGCCAGGACACACUUAGAGUACCAGUUGCUUCACCUUCAGGAGAACUACCCAGCAAUAAAAAGCCACCACAGGAAGUAGUACCACCGGCGCCCAUUGCUCCUGGAUCCAGUCAGGACAAGGAUGGCAUAUCAUUUGCUAGACCUACAAAUAAUUUGCCAAUUCACAGCAGCUCACCACCAAAAGGCACAAGGGAGACUAAUCAUUUAACUCCUGCCGCUCCACCUUUGAUACACCGGGCCAUUCAAACCCCCCCACAACAGAGGCAACAUCCUCAUUCAAAUGGACCAGUUGCUUCUCCAAGAACAACAAUCCAUCCUGCCAACCAUGGGAAGGCCAAUCGCGUUCCAGUUGCAUCACCUUUAAAAGGAAGACAUCACCAUUCCAUACCUGUAAAUAAUACACAUGGGAUCAGUGGGGCUCCAGUUGUGGCACCGUCAAAGGGAAGGCAUCACCGUUCCUUGCCUGUCAAUAGGACAUCUGUAGAAGGACCUGUCGUUUCUCCUCAAAUUUCCCCCAGCAUCCGUAGGAGAGGACAUGGCAUUCCAGUUGCUGCACCGCCAAAGGAACCUUCCAGCCAUGUACCACCUGCAAAUCAUAAACACCACAAAGGUUCCUUUCCUGUCAUAAGCCCUGCUCCACAUAGAACUGGUAAUGCUUCUGCAACAAGCCAUGGACAUUCAGGUUUAGAUCAUGGUCCUGCCCCAGCACCGCUAGUCUUGCCUCCAUCAAAUGGAAAAGAUGGAAAUCCAGCGUAUGCUCCGCAUCACCCUCGUCAGUAUCAUUCACCUUCAUAUUCUCCAGAACCUGCUCUACCACCUGACAAUCCUGCAUUUAGAAAGCCCAGGGCUUUGGCACCAGCACCAAGUCAUUCCUUGCCGCCUCCACCUCCAAAUUCAUACUGCACGGCGUUAAAUUGUAAAGAUCCUAUGACCAAUAGUCCUCCAGGAACAACAUGCCUCUGUGUGUUGCCAAUAAAAGUUGAGCUUCGAUUAGGUAUAGCACUGUACACAUUCUUUGCAUUGGUCUCAGAACUUGCACAAGAAAUUGCAUCUGGAGUGUUCAUGAAGCAAAGUCAAGUUCAUGUUAUGGGAGCAAAUGCUGCAACUGAAGACCCUGAGAAGACAAUUGUCCUCAUUGAUCUUGUGCCACUGGGAGCAAGCUUUGACAAUACAACAACACUUUCAGUAUUUGAAAGGUUUUGGCACAAACAGGUCAUCAUAAAUCCUACGGAUUUUGGAAACUAUGAUGUGUUAUAUGUUCAAUACCCAGGUCUUCCUUCGUCACCACCAUCAGCUCCUGGAAAUCUGAACAACAGUCUUAGCAAUGGAAAUGAUCAAAGGUUACACCCACUUGCUGCUGAUAUAGGAAACCACAGAGAAACAAAAAGCAGAGGAAUAAUUGUGAUUAUUGUCCUGUCAAGUGUCUUUGCUUUAAUUUUAUGUGCUGGAGCUGCAUUGGUGAUUUAUUUCAAGCUUAGAAACCGCCAUCAUUUAACCGAAGCAUCACUUAUACCAGAAAAGCCUGCAGAUUCUGCAAUAGCCGGGAGUAGGCUAGAAAGCAGACCUAUCUCGGCAUCACCGUCAUUCAGCUCAAGUAUAGUGGCAUAUAAAGGAUCAGCAAAAAUAUUUAGUUUGGUUGAAAUGGACAGAGCUACACAAAGAUUUGAUGAGUCCAGGAUAAUUGGUGAGGGUGGUUUCGGACGUGUUUAUGAAGGUAUUCUUGAGGAUGGAGAACGGGUUGCUGUCAAAGUUCUUAAGAGGGAUGACCAGCAAGGAACCCGGGAAUUCUUGGCUGAGGUUGAGAUGCUUAGCCGAUUGCAUCACAGGAACUUGGUUAAGUUGAUAGGCAUAUGCUCGGAGGAGCAUAUGAGAUGUUUGGUAUAUGAGCUUGUUCCAAAUGGAAGUCUGGAAUUUCACCUGCACGGAUCAUAUAAGGACACUGCUCUGCUUGAUUGGGAUGCCAGGCUUAAAAUUGCACUUGGCGCGGCACGAGGUCUUGCUUAUUUGCAUGAAGAUUCAAGUCCUCGUGUUAUACACCGUGACUUCAAGUCAAGUAACAUUUUGUUGGAACAUGACUUCACCCCCAAGGUUUCAGACUUUGGCCUAGCAAGAACUGCUAUAGGCGAGGGGAACGAGCAUAUCUCAACUCGGGUUAUGGGAACUUUUGGGUAUGUUGCUCCUGAAUAUGCAAUGACUGGGCAUCUUCUAGUGAAGAGCGAUGUCUACAGCUAUGGUGUCGUCCUCCUCGAGCUUCUUACAGGCAGGAAACCUGUAGAUAUGUCAAGGCCCCCAGGGCAAGAAAACUUAGUGACGUGGGCCUGUCCUUUUCUGACAAAUAGAGAUGGUUUGGAAACACUCAUCGAUGCAUCACUUGCAAGUAGCAUCCCGUUAGACAGCAUCGCAAAAGUAGCAGCAAUUGCUUCCAUGUGUGUUCAGCCAGAGGUGGACCAGCGGCCCUUUAUGGGGGAAGUUGUUCAAGCCUUAAAGUUGGUGUGCAAAGAAGGCAGUGAGUUCAACGAGUCAACAAGUUUUAGCCAAGAUUUGCACAUCCAAGACGCUGAGAUUGUAAGCAGGGCAAGUCUGGAUAUGGAUGCAGGCCCAGUGCUGUCUACGGAGCAGUUCACUGCAUCGGCGCGUUAUGAUACACUGGAUGCAUCUGGUUCUUUUCGGCGGUAUUCAAGUUCAGGUCCUCUGAAGGUCGGUCGAACUGAACACAACAGGGAGCGAGGCUUAUCAACAGGUAGCUCAAGUGAACACUGUGGUCUACAACGAUUUAGGAUGGAUUCAGAGUAGUCAACCUGUGGGCUCAUUUUCAUGACCUGCGCGAUGCGGAAGUACCAUUGGCUUAUUUUCUGCGAGCCGGCCGGACUUCAUAUUUACUGUGAAUAUUUCAGAAAUGGAAGCGAUGCCAGAAACGCUGUACCGGAUGAGGAGCGACCCAGUGGUGGAUGGCAAUGUAGGCCUGGCACACAUAACAGUUGUGCGGGCUUUCUGUAGCCUUUUCCCUGACGAACUGCACCGGGUAGCUUCACAACAGAACAAGAGAACUCCGUUUGCUGGUAACCAGUUCUUCAACUGCAAGUCCUUGUGCGGGUUGCAGAAGAAGUGGAGAGUACUAAGCGGAGGAUUGCACUUCAAAGGAAAUUUCCCCUUUCCUCUGGGGAGAGUGCGUGUGGGUGGUUGAGCUUGUUGAGACCAUGGUAGAACACACGUGAAAAGUAGUGGCGAAAGAAAUAUAAGAUGUAGGAUAUGACUCUUCUCUUUAUUAUUCAGUUCUUAGGAGAAGAUAUACAUGUGUACAAUUUUGUAGCUCUGCCUCUUAAUAUAUACUCACUCCGUCCGAAAA
Molecule: messenger RNA, 4425 nt
Organism: Aegilops tauschii subsp. strangulata
Lineage: Eukaryota; Viridiplantae; Streptophyta; Magnoliopsida; Poales; Poaceae
Product: receptor-like serine/threonine-protein kinase ALE2
Biological process (GO): protein phosphorylation
Molecular function (GO): ATP binding; protein kinase activity
Source: RefSeq, a predicted model, not a curated record